Archocentrus centrarchus (flier cichlid) is the source of this 1686-nucleotide messenger RNA. RefSeq names its product CTD (carboxy-terminal domain, RNA polymerase II, polypeptide A) small phosphatase like 3 (gene ctdspl3). Lineage: Eukaryota; Metazoa; Chordata; Actinopteri; Cichliformes; Cichlidae. The record is from RefSeq and is a predicted model, not a curated record. Gene Ontology annotation, molecular function: phosphatase activity. Bases 125 to 1258 code for a protein of 377 amino acids. The transcript has 11 exons.
GGGCGGAGCUAUUUCCCACUCCCGAGACUUGAACGACGAAACCUCCGAUUGAGAGCGAUUACCUUCGUUACAGCGGUAAAGGUUCAUGUUUACAAGUUAAGAGACCCUCACACGAAGAAUAAAAAUGAGACUUAGGUCUCAAAAAACCGUGGCUGCUUGUUCGGAGACGCCGAGGCGCACCCGCCGACGGUCCAACGGGAAAACGGGCCGGACGCGCCUGCCGGAGUCGGAGAUUGAAAGCCCGCUUCAAACCAAGGAUGAGACUGCUGACAAAGACUCAGAGGAUGAAGUUCCCACGAUGGUGAGGCGACCUCUGCCUCGUGGCCGGGCAAGGAAGAGGGCUAUCGCUGUUAAUGACCAAGAAUCAGAUUUGGCCUUCAAGACUCCAGUCCGACCCAUCAUGCGCCACGAGCGCAUACUGUCAGAGAUCAACCCGGUGACUCCACGUAAUGCGACAACAGCCAGAAACAUCUACUCGCCCAUUGUGCGUUUCCUCACACCCAACAAAGAGAAUUUAAAGUAUGCAGGAACAGGGACCAGUGUAUUGAUGAGCCCAGAACAUGGUGUAUUUGGUUAUGGCUCCAUUGACCUUCUGGCUGGAGACGAGGACGAUGAUGUCUUCAAUCCAUUUACCUUCAUAAAGAACAUGCCAUCCCAGUCUCAGCAUUCCAGACCUCCUCUUCUAGAUAUUCCCCCAAAGACCAGGAGCACCCCAGAGGCAACACUGGUGGUCGAUCUGGAGGAGACUCUGAUGUUCAGCUCUCUGAAUGUGAUCGAGGACGCAGAGUACACCUUCCACGCAGCUUUCCAGGACCAUCAGUAUAAGGUAUACAUGGUCCUACGACCACAUGUGAAGGAGUUUCUGCAGGCCAUGGCAAAAAUCUACGAGCUGUUCGUUUAUACGUGUGCAAAGAAGGAAUACGCUGAGAAGAUCCUGGACAUCAUGGACCCACAGAGAAAGCUGUUUCGACAUCGGCUGUAUCAGGACGACUGUGCCUGUGUUCUCGGCCACUACAUCAAAGAUGUCAGCAUCCUCGGGAGGGAUCUGAAGAAGACGGUGGUUCUGGAUAAUGCGCCCCACACAUAUCCAUACCAUCUGAUGAACACAAUUCCUAUCAAGAGCUGGUCUGGGGAGUCUGAUGACAGAGAACUGCAGAAGCUCAUCCCCUACAUGGAGAAACUGUCUGCAGCUGAGGAUUUUCAGGAGGUGCUGAAGAAGAGGAAGGAUCACUUCCACAGGCUGCUGUCAGAGGACUGACAGGCCUCUGCAACCCCCCCCCACUUUGGCCGCUUUAUGUGACUUUCACAGCCUGUGUUUGCUUUCCUUUUGCUUUGGCUAAAAAGCAGAAUCCCAUUGGAACUAAGUAACCUGCACACUGUUGGUUUGUGGCGGACCUGCUCGCCCUCCUCCGUCCUCCCAAUGGCUCUAAAGGACAGCAGAUUAAUAUUUCAGACAAGCUGCUGAUUGUUCCUCAGCAAACCUUGACCAGGACUCUUUCCCCAAGCAAUAAACUCCAAUCUGUGUGUAUAUACACAACAUGGAAUCAGAAAUAUGUUGUUUAUAGUCUUUUUAAUUUAUUGGUUAUAUUGCUAAUCAGCUGUCAUCUGUGUAUUUUAGAAUUUUUUUUUUUUAAUUUUUUUUUUAAUGCAAUAAAAUGACCCUGAUAAUGAAUGGGGAAAAGUUGA